Messenger RNA from Mustela lutreola (European mink), 1874 nucleotides. RefSeq names its product transmembrane epididymal protein 1A-like. The transcript has a single exon. NCBI's taxonomy places the organism in Eukaryota, Metazoa, Chordata, Mammalia, Carnivora, Mustelidae. The record is from RefSeq and is a predicted model, not a curated record. The coding region runs from base 475 to 1362 and encodes 295 amino acids.
GUCACCUAUACCUUUUGUUCCACUCUCUCAUAGAGUUGUUGAGGGAUUAACUGAGGGGAAAAAAGAUGUAAUACGACUGGCACAAAGAGACAGUCAACAGUAAGAAAGUCAGCCACCACCCCUUAAUCACCUCUUUCCGUCCCCUCUCUUUGUGGGGGGUGGGGCAAAGGGGAUGGAGGAGAAACGGUCAACUACGUGAGGUGCAGAGGUUGGCAUCCCAAGUUUGGCUGACCUAAGGAAGGAACGGAGUGAGGCAAAGUGCCACAUGGCUGAAAGAUCCCACCCAGGGAGUGGCUCGGAUGCUUCCAGCACAGACGUGUGUCCUUUCAUGUGUGGGAGGUAGGGGUGGAGCUGGAGCAGGAAGAUAUCACCACAGCUUAGAAGCCGCCACUCUUGCUUGUGAGGAGAGCCCCGCGAGGUUGCCACUCACCUGCCGGCUCUCGCUCUGCUGGCUCCAGCACACACAGCGAGACCAUGGGUACCUUCCAAGGACACCUUCUGGCAGGAGUAUUCUUCCUCGUCUUCUCUCUGUACUAUGCAGUGAUGAUGUCCUUGGCCCUGCUGCGGGGACAGAGGUUACUCAGACCCCCUUUGCCCCCAAGGGAGAAGCGAGGACACAGGUGGUGGCAGCGGGUACCUGUGCAAGGGGUGAUGAAGGUGGUCAUUGCCCUGGGCGGCAUCAUUCCUGAGUUCUUCUACCCCCCAGGAGUAAACCGGAUGAAGAUAAUAGACUGGGAGAACCCUCAGCGGCCGUUCAUAUUUUACAACAACUGGGGUCAUGUCACCAUGUAUGGGUUCUUCAUGCUCAGUGGUGUGGUGGACAUCGUGAGCCAGGCAUGUCAGGCAUGGCAGAACGUCAAGCUGGAGCGAGCAGCUGAGGCCCUGGCCUUCUGUGUGCUGGUGCUGCUGAUGGCCGCCCACCUGGAGAACAAGGGCACCCUGGAGAUCCGCGUGCAUGUGCUGUUUGUGGUGCCCACCUUCCUGGUGAGCCUGGUGCUCAUCAUCGAGGUCUGGGUCCCUGACCAGCCCACGCUGUGGGUGCUCAAGAGCUGGCUGGGACUGGUGCUGAGCUGCUGGAUGUUACAGCUCUCUGUGCUGAUGUACGUUCCCCUCUCGGGGCAGCCCUGGAAGGCAGAGAACCCGGGAGACCUCACCUUCCUCACCAUCUUCUUUUGUUGGUACCUGGCCUUGGGUGCCGCCCUACUGGCUGCCAUCUACGGUCUCUGCAGCCUCUGGCACCAUCGCUUCUCCUCCUGGAGGGAGACCCCAGGGGCCAAGUACCAGCCGUGUCCCAGAGGCUACAGCAAUGAGGAGCUGGAGAAGCUGGGGACAGAGGCCAUGCUACAGGAUGGGGGCGUCUAGGUACAGAAUCUGUCUCUGCGCGGUGCCUGUUGUCCCUAGAGUCUGAAGGGUGCCCAUGGUGCGCGCAGCCCGGAAAGGUCCUGGGAUCUACCAUGUGGCUGCCUGUCCCAGGAGUCAUCUUCCUUGUUCCUAAAUAAACCUUUCAGCUCCUCGGGUUACUUCAGUCUGUCCCUCUGUUUUCUCCAGGUCAGCCUCUUUCCUGCCUCACUACCUCACUGCCCCAUAGGGCUCCCGACCGUGGACUUCCGUGACGUGAGAACAAGGAGUAGGGCUUUUCUCUGACAGCUUUUGGGAUCCAAGAGGAGACAAUGAAAUGAGGAAAUAGAGGAAACCAGAGAGUCACUGGGACUCUGUGGGAGAGUUCUAUCAGCUUGAGGCAGAACUGGCUGAGUAUGUGCGGCUCCAAUGUUUAAAGGUGUGAAAGAGAGGGUGUCCGUUUUUGCGUCGUGGUGAGGACUUCUGUUUUCUUCACUUCUCUCUCUGUCUUAUUUACGCUGAGUGUAGCAGGAUGA